This is a messenger RNA of Echinops telfairi (small Madagascar hedgehog), 1975 nucleotides long. It is a transcript of the gene PRR30, whose product is annotated as proline rich 30. The transcript has 3 exons. Bases 548 to 1822 code for a protein of 424 amino acids. Lineage: Eukaryota; Metazoa; Chordata; Mammalia; Afrosoricida; Tenrecidae. The record is from RefSeq and is a predicted model, not a curated record.
CACUGUUACUGCUAGCUACUCUGCUCCUCCCGCUGCUGCUGGGCGUGAUAAGCCAUUUCUGCAACGCCCCGGCUUAGAGGACACCAGUGUUGGGGGCAGCAGGAGCCAGGGCAGCCCGUGCGGCAGGGAACCAGCAUGCUGGCGGGAUCUGCGAAACAGGGACCCUCACUGCGGACAAGCCUCGUAAAGCCCAGCCCAGGGGAAUCCUGAUUGAGUCUGGGAUCUGUGCCAUCCUCCUCUUCAUUGCUGCUGCCCCAUCAGCUCCCAAGAGGCAGUUCUGACCCUCCAUCCCUGAGCCUCCUUCCUCAAGGACCGACUACAAAGAUAUGAGAGACCUCCCUUAGCCUCACCCUCCUUCCCACCUGCUGUCCAGAGAGCCUGCUGCCCCUUUGGCUGUAAGGCCAGGUGUCCCCUGGUCGGCCCCAGGCUGGAGCUGCAUCCCGCUCUCUGGAGGCCCUGAUUACUCAGGAUUCUACAAUCCUGGUCCUGCUCUGCGGGUCUCCAAUCCUCUGGUCCUUUUGCCUAAGUCCCUUCUGGAUUCAAGGCGAUGUUGCCUCAAAACAAGGACCAGGUGCUGCUGCAGAACACAGUGUCCCCUGGGCUCUCCUCUCAGGGUGCCUCACAACUUGUGGACGCUCUUCCGCUCAACCAACAGCCUCUUUCCCCCUGCCCAUCACUUCCUUCUUCCCACUCACCUUUCCCCUCUUCCUCCCAAUCCCCUGUCCUCCUCUGCCCAGCCACCCUGCUCCACCCUCUAGACCCACUUCUCUGUUCUUCAGACUCUAAUUUUGACUCCACCCCAUAUCUCUACUCUCCCUCUGACCCAGCAUCCCCCACUUUCUUCUACCAGAACCACCUCCCUCUCUUCCUUCCACAGUCCCCCUCCUCUCCUUACCUGCUCUCCACCUCUCCCUCUCAGCUGCAGAACUCCUCCCCACCCAACUCACCUCCUUUCCCUCCCUCUCCCCAAGGACCCCCCAGCUCCACGCUCACUUCCCCCAUCCCCAGCCUCCCUUCUGGGCUUCACUCUUCCAGACAGCCAGGGCACUCGUCUCAGUACAGGGGCUCCGGGUCCUCUGGAGUGGAGGGGGGAUGCGUGGCCAGAGAGAGGGACCCUGCAGAGCUCAAGGACCUGGGGGCCCUGGCCCGGGCCCUGGUGCUGCACCUGGGCCACCGCCGCAUCUCCCACGACCUGCGACUACAGUUUCUACAGCAGCUGUGGCUCGGCACAACCGGGCAAGCGCCAGUCGUGGAGUAUCCGGUAUGCCUGGUGUGCCUCCGGCCCCGAAGUCCCUCCUGCCCUAUCCCCAAGUACAGGACUGGGGCCCACCUGCUGGCUUUUCCCCAACUACUGCCCAGGGCACCAGGCCAGGAGGCCGGGCGGCUCCGCAUAGGCAUCGGCUUCGGCCUCCGCCUCCCGAGGGGCCAGGCCAGGGCCCUGCAUCUGUUGCCAGAAAGAAGGCCGAAGGAAGCAGGACCUCAGGGCGAGACUGCUCAGGGCCCUGCAUGCCAAGCCCAGGAAACGCCAGCACCAGUGGCUCAGGCCUGGGCAGGUCCAGCACCAGGCACAGGACCCCAGACAGGGAGCCUCAGGCCACCAGGCCCUCCAAACACCAACUGCAGCUCAAGGGCUCCCCUGCAGGAACCAAGACAGGCCACUGCUUCACCCAAACCGUUCUCCACCCCAAAGAGGUCUGUCUGUUCAGAACCCAUUCCCCCAAAGUCAUCGUGGCAGAGCCAAGGAAGAUCCCAGGAGGACAUUCUCCAAACACGGCUCUUCCCCCCAGGCCCCAGAUCUCUGGGGGGCCCCGGGACACCCUGAAGGGCUGGCUGGCUGGAGGUCAGGUGUGUGCUCCAUCUCUGAACCCUGGGAGUCCCUUGUGGAGUCUGCUGUCUCCUGGCUGAGGAGACCCAAGGACACUGGAGACCCCAUCCAGUCUUCAGUGUAUCCAAUAAAGCCAGACUCUGCACAACU